Messenger RNA from Neolamprologus brichardi, 1242 nucleotides. RefSeq lists its product as uncharacterized. NCBI's taxonomy places the organism in Eukaryota, Metazoa, Chordata, Actinopteri, Cichliformes, Cichlidae. The record is from RefSeq and is a predicted model, not a curated record. Gene Ontology annotation, cellular component: meiotic spindle pole; meiotic nuclear membrane microtubule tethering complex; lateral element. Gene Ontology annotation, biological process: spindle localization; actin filament organization; telomere localization. Gene Ontology annotation, molecular function: dynein complex binding.
UAAUUGCUGCCAUGGUAACCAGCUUGUAUGGAAGCUAGAUCCUUGGUAGUUAAGCUACUGUGACCAGGUAUCCAAGUAGCAAAGUGUUCCUGUACUGCAGGGUAAGGAAUACGCCAACUCAAUGGAUGUCAUAGAGGAAAACAUGUCAUCAAAGGAGAUGCUUGAGAAAAUAGCAGAGCUGGAAUACAGUCAGAGUCUGCUGAGAGAUCAAAAUGCUGACAUGAGGAAAUUGCUCGAUGGUGCAGAUGAUGACAUGGCAGCACUGGGUUCGGAGAAUAAGUCCCUCAGAAAACAAGUUGAAGCCAUGGAGAAAGUUUUCCAAGACUUGCAACAGACUGAAGCGGAGCCUUGCAUAGCUCUGGCAGAUGACUUCGAGGCACACAGACGGAAUGAAGAAAAGAUCCGUGAAUUGGAGAAGGAAUCCACCGUGAUGAAGGAAAAAUAUGAGAAACUAGCUGCAGAGCUCAAAAGCCUCCAGCAAGAGAUAGACCAGGACAAGCUCACACUGAGCAACCUCAAGUUUGAAAUUCAGGACUUGAAGUUUCAAAGGGAAGAGGACCAGUCAAAACUGGAGCACAAGAAUGAGGCUCUUCAUCGGGCAAGUAUAGACUUGCAGUUGAAUCAAUUAAAUGAAACCGUGGAAGAGUGCUUCAACAAUAUAAAGGACCUCAGGCAGACAACGCAGGAGCUGAGUAAGCAGUUGGAGGACAGACGAGAUGAAGCCACAUUUGACCUGAUGAGAGAGAAGAAACGAGUGCCCAACCGCCCUCUGUCCUUUGCAGAGGAAAUUAAACUGCUGGCCUCAACAGCUGAAAUGAAUACCGGCAUGACAGACUCCACAAAUCUUGGAAAUGUAGAUUGUCUGCAGGAGGAAGCUAAGACUGAGGAGCUGCUGAAACCUCAUCUUCCCGCAGUUAAGCUUCAGUCUAAAAGAUGCCCAGGUACCUUGGAGAAAGCCAUCUGGAGAGUGGGUUUCUUUAUGCUGUGCAUCUUCAUUCUCAUGAUUAUAGCCUUUGUGGCUUCAGGAUGCUUUGCAGGAACAUCUGACUUCUCUUCCUUCACCACUUUGUGGACUAGCGCCCACCUGAUGUUACAGCCCUACUGGAGUGUACAAUAUGGGGCCUUGCCUCCCAUUUGAGCUUAACUCUCCCUCUGGUCUACUCUUGUAUUUCAGGGGGGUUUUUUUGUAAACAUGAGUUCAGAAAACAAACAAAUAAAACUUCUCAUGAUGCUGCUUCAGCC